Pantherophis guttatus is the source of this 8188-nucleotide messenger RNA. The record is from RefSeq and is a predicted model, not a curated record. NCBI's taxonomy places the organism in Eukaryota, Metazoa, Chordata, Lepidosauria, Squamata, Colubridae.
AAAAAAGACAGGCUGUGUUACAGACAGCGAACGCUUCUGCCUUCUCACACACCAUCUGGUUGUCUUCAAGGACACAAUAACCACACGGCAAGAUGUGCAAAGGAUUAGCAGCCUUACCCCACACAUGCCUGGAGAGAGCCAAAGAAAUCAAGACAAAAUUGGGCACACUCCUCCAGAAGCCAGACUCGGCUAUUGACCUGAUUAUCCCUUACCCAGAGAAGCCUGCAAAGGUUCAAAAGCCUUCCCCAGAAGAAACUUGGCAGUGGCGCAAUUCCUUGGAAAAGCUCCUUCAAAACCCUUAUGGCCUUGCCAGCUUCCGGAAUUUCCUCCAAUCUGAAUUCAGUGAAGAGAACAUUGAAUUCUGGAUUGCAUGUGAAGAUUAUAAGAAGACCAAACUGCCUACCAAAAUGGCUGAAAAGGCCAAAAAGAUCUAUGAAGAGUUUAUCCAAAGUGAGGCUCCUAAAGAGGUGAAUAUUGACCAUUUCACCAAGUCAGUGACCAUGAAGAACCUGGUGGAACCAUCUGUAAGCACUUUUGACCUGGCCCAGAAGAGAAUCUUCAUGCUGAUGGAGAAGGAUUCCCUGCCCAGAUUUGUGCGAUCCAACUUAUAUGAAGAGUUAAUAAAAUAGCAGUGUGGCGAGCUGUGCAAGGCAUUGGUAUACCAGCGCAGGGUCAUUGCUUCCUCCAAUCCCUAGUAAUCAACAUGUGUUAUUUAUAUGGAUAGUUGCUUUGCUUUGUAUUUAUUCCAAGGCUUUGAAAACUCAAAGUCUGUGUUGUUAAACAUAGCGGCCAUGCUCUACUGUUUGGUCUUUAUUUUACUUCCUUACCUCUCUUUUUAUCUCCAUGACUCAAUGUCACUGGCACAAAAAUUGGCUUAGAUAAUACCCCAACCAAAAAUAUGACACCAAUUAUUUACAUGCAAAAGACCAAAUUGUUUGUAUGACCUUCUGUCUGCCUUUGAUAUCAAGUUUGUAGAAUCAAGGAUAACCCAGAUUUUAGAAUCUUAGGGAUAUACCAUCUGUCCUAAAAAGAAUUCUGACCUGGGUAGCCUACAAACAUUGUUCAGUUAGCAAGUUAGUAAUCAGAUACACAAUAUACACAUAGUUUUCAAUCCAUGUGACAAAUAUAUGUUAUUGCUACUGAUAAGCAAUCAUAAGUUAACCAGUAACUUCACAGUAUCAUAGACAAAAUAAAGGCGAAUGCAACAUGUACUAAAGAAGGACAAAUCAAGCCUCUAUGUGUCACAUAUCACUCAUAGCUAUGGAGAAGAUAGAAAACACCAUGACUUAGUCAAGGGAACACACAACAAAAAUACAGCCAUAAAAACCAUGUCUUUUGCUUUUUAGAUAUUCCCUCAGUGAACUGUAUUUCAUAUUACUACCAGAAAUAAUGCUCUCACAAUAUUUUAACUCAAUAAUUUAACAGGUAAAUAUCUCAUUUGACUGCAUCCAUUUCUGAUGACAGCUAGUAUUUGCUAUGUUGUUAUGAACCAAUGGAAACUAGUAAAUAUCAGCAUUUGCAACAUAAAGUAAGGAAAUAUUUAACAAAUCCCUCAAAUGAAACCAAGUUACCUUAAUAUGAGAAUCCUUGAAUUAUAUUUGCAGUUUGUAGCAAGAAAGUGAUGAUUUUGGGUUUAUGAAAAAAAAAUCCUAAAGUUAAUGAUAUGUGAAAGAGCAAUUAUAUAUUACUGGAAUUAAAUAAUCAGAGUUAAGUGGUUGAUCAAAAUCCUGAGCUGAUUUGUUACUAUUGAUAAAAAUAAUAAAUUGACAGAUACCCUCACAGCUAGCAGACAAUAGACAUCAUACAAUAAUGAAACAAUUACAAUAUCCAUUUUUAAAUAAAAAGUUUCUUCAUAGAAGCUGAAGAAUAUUGAUCUGGACAAUUUGUCACCCAUCAAAGUAAAUGCAUCCCACUAAAAUUUGUCCACUACUUCAUUAAAUCUUCUAUUUUUUGCAGAUUUAAUCAAUCAAUAAAAAUCAGAUUUUAAGAUUCCUGUGGAAUAUUCAUAGUUUAGGCGAUUUCAGGUUGUGAAAGUUCUAUUAUUAAAUAGAGAAUAGAGAAUAUUCACUCUUGGAAUAGCAGUGAUGGAUUCAGAAUCCAUUCUGCAGUGCUAAGAAUGUGAGAUAAAUUCAAACCCUGUGCUAAAUGGCUUUAGGGAAGGGGUAAGACUGAAUAAAUCAGUGGACCUGCCCAAACAGUAUGAUUUGUUUAACAACCCAGACCUUUUGUUACUUCUCUUCUUUUCCAUAUUAAAUUUAUAAGUGUUAUAUUUUUAUAAUGGCCCUGCACAAAUUCCAGUGCCCAUGCACAGCUUUAAAUAUAAUCCCUGAAAUCUACUUAUGAAUUACGAUAAAAAUAUUUAAGCCGAACCUUAAGAUGAACCUCUGUCUGUAGCACACUUCCCAAAGUAUUAUUUUACCACACACUUUAAUCAUAAGAUUUAAAUCUUCUUGUAAUAUAUGUACUAGUAAGAUCAAGGUAUUUAGCCUGCAGUGACAUGAAUAGAAAAGGCAUCCAGAUAGAGUUGAAAAAAUGCAUUUAUUUUUUUUUUAAAAUAGACCAAUUGUACUAGUCUAAAAAUCAGUUUACAGUCAAAGCCUCUACUUUGUAAAAUACUAGUCAACCAUUCAAUAUAGAUGAGAAAUCUUUCAAUGCUGUUUGCCCAUCACCAUUGGCUGUGGUGGCUGUGCCUGAUGGCCAGGGCGAUUUCAUGUCAUGGCAGGAUGUGCACAGAAGUCAAUUUCAAGUUGACAAGUUGUCUAACAUCAUCCAACUGGAGGUUAAUUUAAAUUCCUCUAUAAUAUUUUUUCUGAUUUUUUUUCUCAGAGACGCAAAUGGUUGUAAUAUUUUAUUUUUUAUCAAAAGGGGAGGUAAGCCAUAAUUGCUACCAUGCCCCUCAUAUGAUCUAGUGGAGCUCAUGCAAAAGAUGGUCAAACUGAAUUGGGCCCAAAUACUCCUUAUGUGGUUUAGGUUUUUUCCUGCAUCCUGAGCAGCAAAAAAAAAAAAGAAGAAAAAAGAAAAGAAAAACAGUGGGGGAAGGGGGAAGGGGACCCAAGUGCUCUGCAUCCCUUGGGGUUUUUUUUCUUACUUUAUCUUUCUACACCAUCAGUAUCCUCUUCUUACUCAUUAGGUUUCAGUUACCUCAUUCCUGCCCCAUAAUAUUCAAUUUUCCAACUGCUAAGUGCUAGUCUUUAACACUUAGGCAGCCAAUCCAACUACCAAUAGUGACCCAGAUCUAAAUAGCACUGGAUCCUGCAUCUCUCUUCUUAGAGUGCUCUUUAACAAUUGAAUGAGCAUUUAAUAUCUUAAAAAAAUGUAGAUUUGGCCUGUUAAAUAUAUCCAAAAAGAUAAGUACCAGAAAAUUUCACCAGCCAGGUCAUCAUUUCCAAUUCUCUUGAACUGCUUAAUAAACAACAUCUGUUUCCCCAAGCUAGAAAUAUUAGCAAACUAUCAAAUUGAAAGGAAAUACCACAGAACAACUACUCUACAAUCUUCUUCUCUUGAAAAAAAGAUUAAAAAAUGAGAGAUUGAGCCUUGUGAAAUUGUGAGGGGAUUAUGUAAUUAUUUCCAGGGUCCAUUUUUGAGAGCACGUCCAUCCUACUGACUCACAAGUCAUUAAGAUCCUGGAGGGAGAUUUUCCAGUUACAGCUCAGCAACUGGUGCCCUAGGCAAACCAGGCAGUUAGUUCCCCACUCUCAAACCCUAAGGGUAGAUUUCUGUCCUGAAGUCUGAAGGAGUUUGUCAAUAAGUUUAACCCAGCAGUCUCCUUACUUGGCUCUAUGAUAUCCGUGUUGACGUGAAGUGAAAUAAACAAAGGUUCAACAAGUUUGUUAAAAUUGUAGUAAAAAAAUAACUUAUAAAUGUUGCUUCCACACUAAUAGGCUAAAAUAUCAUGCAUGGCUAAAGAUUAGGAUUAAAUCUCAGCAACAUCAUGAGAAUUAAAAAGUUAUGCAUCAUUUUUUUCCUAACUUCACUGCACAGAAUAUAUUGGGCUAAAUUCUCUCCAUGCAUCUAAAAAUGGAAAUAUUUAGGUAUGUUAUGUCUCUUGAAGUGGGUAUAGGAAUUGGAUUUAAAUUUAUAUCAGAACAUGAUAAUUAUACAGACUUCUCUAGUUCAUUAUUAUAUUAUUCUCAGUGGCUAUUGUGGGUUCGGGCUCAUUCUGGAUAGAAAGCAAUGUGAUUAUAAUUGUACAAGAUUUAAAUCAGUUGUGGCUAUGAAAAUUCUGUACAAAAGAUUUACCUUUAGGAGUUCUCCUAUUUUAAUUUCUUAUAGGUAAAAUAUAUUUAUAGACCACAGUUUUAAAGCAGCUUCAAAAUCAAAUAUACUCAGGGUUUGAGAGUGGGGAAUCAUCUGCAUGGUUUGCUUAGGGCACCAGUUGCUAGCAACUGGAUUAGAGACAUCACUGAGGGUGGCUUAUUAGAAGCACAUUUCAGACCUAGUGUUCCUCAAGGUAUGGCAUGGGAUGUAGGUUCAGAUGGUCCAAUAUACUUUUCUCUUGUCCACCCUGCCUCUUCUUUAAGUCCUGGGUACAUGGCACAAAUGAGGUCCUCAUAUUUUAUUCUGAUACCAACAACUCUAUGAGGUAGGUCAGGCUGAGCGAAAGGAAGCUGUUGAAGGCUGUCCAACAAAUUUCCUGACUGAUUUUCAACAUCCAAAGCGCAAUACUACAGGGGACAAUCUGCUUCUCAUUUCAAAGCCACUAUAACAACUAACAGCUGAGCAGCACUUAAUAAAACUAAUGGAAUACUCUCAAACAUUCUUCAUAUUUGUAAUUGCUAUCCAAGACCAAAAGAUGUCAAAUACAAAGAAAGAUAUUAGUUUCAAAGAAAUUUAGGGUGCUGUGCUCUACAACAAUGGAUUCUCAGUAGCAAUAGCACUUGGAUUAACAUACCGCUUCACAGUGCUUUACAGCCCUCUCUAAGCAAUUUACCAAGUCAGCAUAUUGCCCCUGACAAUCUGGUUCCUCAUUUUACCGACCUUGGAAGGAUGGAAGGCUGAGUCAGCCUUGAGCCGGUGAGAUCGAACUGCUGAACUGCAGGCAGCUGGCUACUUCUGCCUGCAGUACUGCAUUCUAACUACUGCGCCAUUAUGGCUCCAGUAAUCUCCAAAUUGCUGUCAAUAAUAAAUUCUCUUGAUAUUCCCAGAUUUUCUUUAAUUGAGGGUAUUUUUUGAAUGGGAAGGAGAUAGAGACAGGGGAAAAAAUUACCCCAUUUCCUUUUCCAUUUUUUUUUAAUGUGUUGCUUAUCAUAUAAGCAGACAUCCAUUAUUUUGAUUUGGUCUAGCAGAUAGAAGUAUCCAUAGCAAUGGUCACUGGCUUCAGCUUGGCAGGUGCAACUAGUCAAAUGAAGCCCCAUACCUUUUUACAUGCAUGCAAUGUGUACAAUGCUAAAAUGUGGCAGGGUUUAAGUCACCUGGUGCUGCCCACCAUUUUGGAGGCAGUGAAAGGAAAACAUUCAUCACAUGGUAUAAUAACUUUAUUGUGAACUGGGGAAAAUCAGGUAAAUCAGAAUUGCAACUUUGACACAUUGCACAUUAUUCUCGCAAGAAUUUCACUUAAAGAUUCCAUUCAAAAUUAUGUCAUUCUUUGGUUUGCCACAGCAAAUACAAAUGUGAAAUGUUUCCUGAUAUUUGAGACAUAUUUUAACAAUAUCAGUAGAUCCAAACUACUGUUUACUUUUUGGUAAUCGAGAUGUCCUGCCAGACAUAAACUUCCAAUCUUUCCCAUAAAAGUAGAGUUGUAAAACAUGUUUGUACUCUAUUUAAUUUUGAAGGCCGUGCAUGUCAUACUGUGUGUGAGGGAUGGGAGGAGUGGAGGGAGAUAAAAAGAGAAGAUUGCAGAUUUUUAUUAUUAUUAUUUUAGAUCCUGCUAGUGAGAUGGUGGUCUUGUUAUAGCUGAUAUAUUAUUUAUCCUAUGUUGAUUAUUAAAUAACACACAUUAGUUACAUAUUUAUAUUCAUCUUACUUUUUUAUUAUUGCUUGUAGGUUUAUAUAUAAUAAAUAUUGUAUCAGGGUUCCAAGUAACAAUCCCAAAGCAAUCAAAACUCUGAGGCCUAGAGUUUCUUCAAAGCAUAAUUUUAUUUGGGAUGUCAUAUUGGCACGGCUGGUGAACACCCAACUCUGAAGGACCUGGAGUUUUCCCCACCAAAAUCAAAACCCAAAGUUCUUGCCCUCAGGUCACAUGUCCAUCAUGUGGUCCAAUCAGGUCGCAGUCCCAACUCCAGCUGGCUUUGGUCCACGCCCUUCCAACACCUGGUAGAACAUCCUUGGCUUCCAUGGGAAAGAAUGUAUUUUGGCUACACAUCCCCCAGCUAUCUCUACUUCCCCCAUCACGUUCCCACAGCUCCAUCUGGCCUCGCUAUGGCAGCCCUGAGGAUGCUCCGAAAAUGGCUUCAGGGCUGACAUAUUGGCAAAGACUUCUAAAUUCUUCUCCUGCACAAACUACAUGAAUGAAUAGAAUGUAGACAAGUUGUAUUCUUCCGACACUUCUAUUCAUUGCCUUCAGGCUGAGCAGAAAACUUUUCCAGUAGAUUUAACUAUGUAAUAACUUUUUUUCUAAAUUUGUAUGGUAACUUUUGCUAGAGUAUAGUAAUUUGUGAUUUGAAAAGUGCAAAUCACAGAUGGAUGUCAGAUUAAAAAUAUUUAACCAGCUUUUCAUCCAGUCUUAAAUAAAGCAUGUCCUACCAUUCUAUAAAGUGCUUGUUGUUUUGUGCAAUACUGUUAGGCAACUGCCUUUAGGAAACAUAAUAAAGGCAUACAAAUACAAAAAUAAGCCUCUGUUCUGUACAUCAGUGCUUCGUCCCUCCAUUCCGCACCCUUCUUCUUCAACAGCAGCCUACCAUUCAUCCUCUGUCAACCUCUGGUUGGUUACUCUAUACAUACAGUUAGUAUCAUUUCAUUUAGAUCAGGGCAAAGAAGCCAUAGAAUUAAGAGGUGAGGCCAGGUAGUUUGGUAAGCGGAAACAGAUUGAAAACAAGGCUUGGAGGAAAGCAAAUGCAGGGCCAUUAAUGCUGCCUUGGUAAAUCUACAAUCCCCUUAACUUCUCGUAUAUCAAGACUAGUUGAUAAACUGUAGAGGGUUGAAAUUAGUUCAUGCAGAACGUUGAAAGCAGUAUGAAAGAAGUGUCUUUUCUAUUAUGAAACACCCAUAGAAGCUCAAUGUGUCUCCAAGCUGCUAAUGAUAAUGACACAUAUUUUAGCUUUUGAAACUUGAGAAAUAGAGCUACUGCAAAACCAACUGGAGCAGUGCUGGUAAACUUAUAACAUAUGUAGGUGACAUGCCCUAUUUUCCAACAACAAUUAUUCUCAAAAGCAGGUUCUUAAUGCAGUCUCCGGAAACUAAGAAGGCUUCAUGACAAACCCUCAUAGGUCACACGAGACAUCUGUGCUUUUGUGUUGCCUGUGAAGCCUCUGAAAAUCAGACAAAAUAUAGGGUGUGCUUUUAGGCGGUUUUCAGAGGUUGCAGAGGCCGUAAAGAGCAUUCCCCAAAACUGUUAAAAAACUGAAAGGGUCCCUGAAGGAUCAGAGCUGAAAGGCUUAAAACAUACACAGACUGUAACCUAAUUCAGCUUUUGUUAAUUGCUGUUGAAAGAAGCGCCAUUGUAACCUAAUGUGCCAACUGUAUAGAUAAAACUUCUAGGCGAAUUGCCAAGCUUAACCUAGCAAAAUAACUUCUUGUGAAAAGUAAAAUGUGGAUUCUGCCAAGUAACCUUGCUUGUAACUGAAAAUGUGUGUUCAGCAUUCCCUAACAAAGUUCUAACUUAUAGGCCAGAAAAUGGAUUUCUUUCCCUUUCUAAAGUCUAUUAUUUUCGGAGCGCUGAGAAAAAUGGUGAAAUUCAUGUGAUAUGAAAUUAUGUUUCUAUAGCAAUGACAUUAUGUGCAAGCUGAGUGAGCUAUAAGAUGUUUGGAAAAGUUUUUUGCGUGCGCCUGCUUUUCUCUCUGCCUGCUCUGUUAAGGUAGGAGACAAAAAGGCCGUCUUUUGCUUUCUGCAGAAAAUAAAAGCUGAUUACAAAAUGAAGGCUUCGUGCAACUUGGAACAGCCUCAAGUAGGCCGCAGAGGCCUGUCAAUGGAGAGAGAAAACACCACCUGAAGCCAUUCCCAAGCAAGAAGGAACAGAAGAAGCAUUAAGCCCUGUGCUGAGAAACAACUGUGAUCUUUACCAAUACACAUUCUAACGGUUUUCCCUGGCAAA